AUCAAGAUAUUCCACCACGUGUCAUGAUAUGAUUUGUCUUAUAAAUGAAAACCUCACAGACCUAGUACAUCGCACACCACAAGUGAGAAACAUUUGCAUAUAAUCCCUCUCUCCUCUUCAUUAAACAUUUUCCCGAUCCAUUCUUCAGCAGUUCACAGCUCAUUCAACAAAUUCAUUUUUAUAAGAAAAACAUCGAAAUUGAAAAUUAAAUUGCGACAAAGCAAGAAAUGGGCAUAAAUAAUCUUCUGAAAUUCAUGAAGCCCUAUGUUGAAUCCGUCCACAUCAAGAAAUAUGCUGGGAAACGGGUGGGUAUUGAUGCAUAUUCAUGGCUUCACAAAGGAGCUUAUUCAUGCAGCAUGGAGGUAAGUCUGGACAUGGAAGGGGAUAAAAAAUACCAGUUCUUACAGUAUUUUAUGCAUCGGAUUAGCAUGCUUCGACACUACAAGAUUACUCCGGUAGUUGUUUUUGAUGGGGGGAGCAUCCCAUGUAAGGCCGCUACUGAAGAUGAGAGGCACAGGAGAAGAAAGACUAAUAGAAAUAUGGCUAUGGAAAAGCUGAAGGAGGGUGAUACUAAUGCAGCCUCUGAGCUUUUCCAGAGAGCUGUGAGCAUAACCCCUCAGAUGGCACACCAACUGAUCCAGAUUUUAAGAUCAGAGAAUAUUGAAUUUGUUGUAGCUCCAUAUGAGGCAGAUGCACAACUGGCAUAUCUUUCAAGUCUUGAAACUGAAAAGGGUGGCAUUGUAGCAAUAAUUUCAGAGGAUAGCGAUUUGCUGGCAUACGGUUGCCCAGCUGUAGUGUUUAAGAUGGACCGAUAUGGCAAUGGUGAAGAGAUAAUACUUGAAAAGGCUCUAAAUGUUGCUGGUUGUAAACCAUCCUUCAUGAAUUUUGACAGAGAAUUGUUCACAGGUAUGUGUAUAUUGGCUGGUUGUGAUUUCCUUCCAUCCGUGCCUGGAAUUGGAAUUGUCAAAGCUUACAACUUGGUAGCCAAGUAUCGAAAUUUAGACCGUGUUCUGUCAGUGCUCAAGUUUGAAAAGGGAAAAGUAGUGCCUGAAGAUUAUCCCAUAGCUUUCAAACAAGCAUUGGCAGUCUUCCAACAUGCCCGAGUUUACGAUGCAGCUUCAAAGAAACUGAAACCACUCAAUCCUCUUGCGCCUGAGCUUUUGCACGGGGACCUUGAUUUCUUGGGGCCAGACUUAUCCCCUUCCAUAGCAGUCGCGAUUGCUGAAGGUAACCUGGAUCCUUGUACAAUGGAGGCUUUCAACCACUUCCCUCAACCCGGAUAUAAGCACAAUCUCAGUUUUCCAGAUUCUGCCAGCCAACUGUCGACACAAGAAGAAGCUACCGGAUCAAUGCAAGAAGGAUGUUUUACUGUAGUUUCCUGCCACAAAACUGUCAAAAAGAGAAUUAGAGGUAAUAUGCCACUUGAUGCGAUGAAAAGUUCAUCAGAAGGGAAGCAAAUGCCAAUGGUCAGAGAGGAAGUACUGCACAAAAGUGAAACUUUAGCCCUCAAAAAGCUCGGUUUCCCUUCCAGAAACGAACUGUCUGUACAAAAAGAACAAUCCCUUCUUAGAUUCACUCCAAACAUCCCAUGUAACAAUCCCUUCAAGAAACGGAAAAAUGACAACGAAGUGCAGCUGAAUCAGGCAAUGGCUAGUGCUACUGAGGAACAAGCUUCUGAGGAAGCAAUGGCUAGUGCUACUGAGGUUGAGAAGUCAGAAAUCUUUCGUGCAACUCAGGAAUCAGAUGAAAGCAUAGAUUCUAAAUUAAUCAAGCCAAAAGGCAAAAAAUUAGGUGAAAAGCUAUCAAAACAAAGUGAUUGCAACCAUGUAACAUCUAAAAGAUGUAGCAUACUAAAUUUCUUCUCUCGAGUGUAAUCCUUAUCCUUGUUUAAUUUAAUAGGAAUUUUCUUUA
Messenger RNA from Salvia miltiorrhiza (redroot sage), 1911 nucleotides. Its product is annotated as exonuclease 1-like. Lineage: Eukaryota; Viridiplantae; Streptophyta; Magnoliopsida; Lamiales; Lamiaceae. The transcript has 12 exons. Gene Ontology annotation, molecular function: metal ion binding; DNA binding; protein binding. The coding region runs from base 228 to 1874 and encodes 548 amino acids. The record is from RefSeq and is a predicted model, not a curated record.